AUGCAAUUACCACCAGGUUACACUUUUAGAAAAUUGAAAGUUACUGAUUAUGAUAACCAAUAUUUGGAAACUUUGAAAGUUUUAACCACAGUUGGUGAUAUAUCUAAAGAAAGCUUUACCGAGUUAUUUGAACAUUGGUCUUCUUUACCUUCAAUAUAUCAUCCUCAUGUUAUAACAAAUUCUGCAGGGAUUGUAGUUGCAACAGGUAUGUUAUUGGUAGAGAAGAAAUUGAUUCAUGAAUGUGGAUUAGUUGGUCAUAUUGAAGACAUCUCCGUCGCUAAAAGUGAACAAGGUAAAAAGUUGGGUUACUACUUAGUUACUUCCUUGACAAAGAUUGCUGAAGAUAAUAAAUGUUAUAAAGUGAUUUUGGAUUGUUCUCCUGAAAAUGUUGGAUUCUACGAAAAAUGUGGCUACAAGGAUGCUGGUGUUGAAAUGAGCUGUAGAUUUGAUUAA
Messenger RNA from Candida tropicalis MYA-3404, 453 nucleotides. It is a transcript of the gene GNA1, whose product is annotated as glucosamine 6-phosphate N-acetyltransferase. Gene Ontology annotation, molecular function: monosaccharide binding; glucosamine 6-phosphate N-acetyltransferase activity. Lineage: Eukaryota; Fungi; Ascomycota; Pichiomycetes; Serinales; Debaryomycetaceae. The coding region runs from base 1 to 453 and encodes 150 amino acids. The transcript has a single exon. Gene Ontology annotation, biological process: UDP-N-acetylglucosamine biosynthetic process. The record is from RefSeq and is a predicted model, not a curated record. Gene Ontology annotation, cellular component: endoplasmic reticulum; endoplasmic reticulum-Golgi intermediate compartment; Golgi apparatus.